GUCAGCAGGUUCUGGGUCUGGUGGAGAACCAGAGUGACUGGUACCUGGGGAACCUGUGGAAGAACCAUAGACCCUGGCCAGCUCUGGGAAGAGGCUUCAACACUGGGGUGAUUUUGCUUCUCCUGGAUCGUCUACGGAAGCUGAGAUGGGAGCAGAUGUGGAGGUUGACUGCGGAGAGGGAACUAAUGAGCAUGCUGUCCACCUCCUUGGCAGACCAGGACAUCUUCAACGCGGUGAUCAAACAGAACCCGUUCCUGGUUCACCAGCUGCCGUGCUUCUGGAACGUCCAGCUGUCCGACCACACCCGCUCUGAGAAGUGCUACAAAGACGUGUCGGACCUCAAGGUGAUCCACUGGAAUUCUCCCAAGAAGCUGCGAGUGAAGAACAAGCAUGUGGAGUUUUUCCGGAAUCUCUAUCUAACCUUUUUGGAGUACGAUGGCAAUCUGCUGCGGCGAGAGCUGUUCGGGUGUCCCAGCGAGGCCGACCACAACAGUGAGAACCUCCAGAAGACUCUGUCAGAGUUGGAUGAAGAUGAUCCUUGCUACGAGUUUCGUCGAGAACGAUUCACUGUCCAUCGAACACACCUUUACUUCCUCCACUAUGAGUAUGAACCCAGCUCUGACAACACUGAUGUUACUCUAGUCGCCCAGCUCUCUAUGGACAGGCUUCAGAUGUUGGAGGCCAUCUGUAAGCACUGGGAAGGCCCCAUCAGCCUGGCCCUGUACCUGUCCGACGCUGAGGCCCAGCAGUUCCUGCGCUACGCUCAGGGCUCAGAGGUGCUGAUGAGCCGCGGGAACGUCGGUUACCACAUUGUCUACAAAGAGGGACAGUUCUACCCAGUCAACCUGCUUCGAAAUGUGGCCAUGCGGCAGGUCAACACACCCUACAUGUUCCUAUCAGACAUCGACUUCUUGCCCAUGUAUGGCCUCUAUGAGUAUCUCAGGAAGUCAGUGGUGCAGCUGGACAUGGCCAACACCAAGAAAGCUCUGGUGGUUCCAGCCUUUGAGACGCUGCGAUAUCGUCUGUCUUACCCAAAGUCCAAGGCUGAGCUGCUGUCUCAGCUGGACAUGGGCACGCUAUUCACCUUCAGGUACCAUGUGUGGACUAAAGGCCACGCACCAACUAACUUUGCCAAAUGGCGGACGGCCACCACCCCCUAUAGGGUGCAGUGGGAAGCCGAUUUUGAGCCCUACGUCAUGGUGAGGAGGGACAGUCCUGAGUACGAUCGCCGCUUUGUGGGCUUCGGCUGGAACAAGGUGGCUCACAUCAUGGAGCUGGAUGCACAGGAGUACGAGUUUGUGGUUCUGCCCAAUGCCUACAUGAUCCACAUGCCUCAUGCGCCCAGCUUCGACAUCACCAAGUUCCGCUCCAACAAGCAGUACCGGGUCUGCCUCAAGACCCUGAAGGAGGAGUUCCAGCAGAACAUGUCGCGACGCUAUGGCUUCGCCGCCCUAAAAUACAUGACAGCUGAGAACAACAGCUAGCCACCACUGCAGACCCUCACACCCCCAGCCUUGAACAAAUGACACACUCCAGGACAGGACAACAGGAAACGGAUACUUUUAGUCCCUCAGAAUUUGUUAGAACGUUUGACCGUCAGUGUGGAACUGCAAGGGUCUUUAUGUCCAUUCUUUGUCCUCUGCUGUGGAUGGAAGAGAUAAUCCAGGAGGAGAUCCCUUCUUCCAGGAUGUUUAAGCUGUGAUCAUACAAGUGACUGCUAGGUCCAGGCCACUGUUGUGUGGGCCCCGAGCUCUUGGCCCUGAAAUUUGACAGACGGCAGGCAAUCAAUGCAUUGCCAUAUUUGUAAGAGCAGUGACAGAAUCGUGGACUGCGUGUGUAACUAUAUGUAUGUAUGCGUGUUCGUGUGUGUACAUGCAGGUAGAUGAAAAGUGUGACUGUGUAUGUGUCCCUCCAGGACAGCACUUAGCUAAAAGCCUGAGGAGAGCUGAAAAUAUUGUGGGCCUGCAUUCUGUUUGCACGCCAACAAAGUGCCAACAAAAAGCAGCGGCAGUUUGACUGACAGCACACCCCACAUUAAACGCACAUUGUCAUCGGGUGGCAUGAUAAGCCAAAGCAGCAGCGUCCACACAGAUUUUCACAUUGUGAUGAGCGACACACACUCAGAUAUUGAGGUGAUCAGCCGACCAGCCGACCAGCUGCUGCUGCUUAAUUUGUUUGACAGUUGAUACAGAUCAGAAUAAAUCCUCCCCUUCGUAUAUUAAGGGAAGUUAAGUGCAGGGACGGCGGGAGGUCGUCCAUGCGCUUGAUAUUCAGGGUCUUCACAUCAGCCCGAGCGUGCUGAGAUUGUUUCCAGAGUUUUGUUACUGCUAAAGAAUCUGACAGCAGCUGGUGCAGUGUGCUUUUUUGUGUGUUUUAAAUUGAUGCCAGUGUGCUCUGCACAAACACCUGCUGGAAGUCGGUUUGUGAAGCUGCCACCCCACCACAUGAGGCGAAGCACCAAUCAGUGAGCUCUCUGUUUAC
This is a messenger RNA of Micropterus salmoides (largemouth bass), 2481 nucleotides long. RefSeq names its product LARGE xylosyl- and glucuronyltransferase 1 (gene large1). The record is from RefSeq and is a predicted model, not a curated record. Gene Ontology annotation, biological process: protein O-linked glycosylation via mannose. Lineage: Eukaryota; Metazoa; Chordata; Actinopteri; Centrarchiformes; Centrarchidae. Gene Ontology annotation, molecular function: glucuronosyltransferase activity; xylosyltransferase activity.